GCCUUCUACGAGAUCUUGAACGGAAUGUGGCUGAGAAAUGGUCUGCAGAUCAAGGGCCAAGCUAUGACCUAUAUUCAGUGCAACUUCUGCAACUCCAUGGUCGAUGCUGAUCUUUACUUACUACAGGUCUGCUCAACUAGGAUACCUUCAGAUACCUUUUUGAAUACCGUUAUAGAAAAAUUUCAUAUAAAAAAAUGGAUGAGUUUAGCUGCUUACCAAGGACCUCAGAAUGCAUAUAUGGAGGGUGAAAAUGAUACUCCAAUGUUGGAGAGCUUUUUGAUAUUUAUGGCUACACUCAUAAGCGUAAGAACUAAUCUAGGUUUACCUGAAACUGAUAUGAACCGCUUGGAGAUGGUCACUCUUCUCUGCAUGGGUGACAAAACUCACUCCCAGCUGAUGGAACUGAUGCCAGAACGUUGCGGGACUUCUCAGGUUCGCGAUUUCGAAUCUUUGCUGGACGAAGCUGCCGAUUAUCGCGCCCCAGCCCUAGAGGCUAGCGGCAACAUGCAGCAGGGGAUGUACGUGCCGAAACCUCAAGUAUGGGAAACCCAGUACGAUCCCAUUCACGUCUUGCUUAGAGCUGUGCAUCGAAGAGAUUAUCAGUUUUCAAUGGAUAGAUAUGCCCGAUAUUCGAGGCAUGCAGGUAAACUGAAACCAGGAGUGAUUCCCUGGGCACCAUUUAGGACACCCACUGAAGUCUGUGGGGAAUACGAAGAUCCCCGCCAGAUUUUAAAAUCCAGAGUGUUUCACGCAGCAUCUUUAAUCAUCCUUUAUAAAGCUCUCAGGGGACACGUUAAUGAACACGUAAUGGCCUUGACAGUGUUUCUGUUGGAACAAGCUGUUUUGAUAUCUGCUCAGGACGAUAACAAGGUGAGAAUGUUUUCUUUUUAUAAUGAUAAUUCUCCAAGUCCCACGGAAACACCUGCUUUACCUCCUCCGUCUUCUCUACCUGCUCUAAUUGCUGGAAACGAAGUAGGUAGGACAGUCCCAAAGGCAAAACCAGUUACCGCCAGUAGAGAAUUGGUUCCAACAACGUCACAAAGUCACAGAAAACCUGGUCGGACAAGAAGGAAGCAGGCUGUAGCUGGAGCAAGCAAUUAUCCGCCAACUGUUAAAGUGAAUGAAAGCAUAAUAUCUUUACUUCUUCGCCUUCAUUCUCAACUAUCCGGUGCUCCGGACAGUUACAAUCCUGACGAAGAAGUUGAAGCACCCUCUACUCCAAACGAAACUCCUGUCGGUGAUGGAACCUUUUACAUUGCCAAACUCUUGAGGAAGAUGUCGUCUGUAGAUAGCAGCUGCAAAAAAUAUAUAAACGAAACGAGAUUGAAACUGUGGCCGAACCAGAAGGAACGUGAAGAAGCUAAGAGGCAGCGUGAAGAAAGCGAACGAGAAGAACGACGUAGACGUGCAAAGGAACGCCAAGAAAAAUUAAUGAAAGAGUUUGCCAAUAAGCAGAAACAGUUCAUGGAGAAAGCCAUGGAAACUGAUCAGAAUAUAGAUAUGGAAGCAGAAGAGCUGGUUAAACAACAAGAAUAUGAUUGUGUUAUUUGCAGCCAAAGUACCCCUAGCACAGAGGACCAUCCAAUGGGACUUGUCGUACUCAUACAGGCAACCAGCGUUAUAGGCCAUCGAAGACGACAAGGUCAGGAAAGACCAGUUUUACCCACUUGCGAGGAUGAGAGAGAGUUUUUGCGAAGAGAUGAUACUUUAUCAGGGGAGUUCGAUAAGAGAAUAUAUGAGCUUGACAGACAUUUUGAUCCGCAAUCUUGGUUUCUGUCUGUAAAUCUUGGAUGGGAUGGAGGCGUUCAUGUACAGACAUGUGGACACUACCUUCAUUUAUACUGUUUGAAUUCCUAUUUAAUAUCUUUGAGAACCUUACAACGUUCCAACACCCUGUCCCCAGAAAAGGGUGAAUAUUUGUGUCCCCUCUGCAGACAACUGGCUAACUCAGUCUUGCCUCUAACUGCCGAACUGGGUGAUAAGACACAAAUGGUACGAGCAAAAAAAAAUGAGAGUAUGUCUUUUGUUUUGGAUGAACUUAGUAAUUUUUUGAGGGAAAACGACCAAAAACCGAGUACGUCUGAUAUGGCUGAAGCAAUAGGAAAAGUUAUGGAAGACAUGACUAGUAGCACACAAUUGAAACCAAUGUUCAAGCCAAUAAGCGAGAAUCCCAUACCCCAAAGUUUAUUUCUGUUUGUCACUUCUAUAGCAAGGACGAAUCUAGAAGUGGAACUGAUUCAGAGAGGCGGAACGCUAGUGGUACCUUCGACUGACCCUACAAAUCCUUUGUUACCUAAAAGAGAUUGCAUAGUUCCUUUACUCCACGUCCUUGCCGUUCACGCUAGAGUGGCCAGGGUGUUGGCAAUGUGGCCAGCUUGGAUGACUUUCCAACAGCUGUGCGGACUACCUGCAAAAGUGCCUAUUACCACAUUGGCUCCCAUCGAAAGAGAAGUUCCUUUGUUGUUGAGAGAUCCGACUGCCUUGUUGUUGCAGUUCAUUCUGCUGUUACCUCUACACCUAGAUCAAACUUAUUUCACUACGACAGUUCAAAUGGUAUACAACCUCUUGUAUUAUCAAGUAGUUGCACAAGUAUCAUGUGGCCUGACUGGUGCUGAGAGACUCAGGGCAGCUUCUGGAUCGACACCUGGACAAGUCAGUUGUUUGAGUGAUUCGUUGAAUCUUAUAAACGAAUGUUUGGGUCAUACAGAUCUGUACAUGGAAGACGACGGUGACGGUUCCAGUAGUAAGCCUGAAGUAAAUAUAAUUGCUCUGGAGCAACAGGUUCAGAAGCUGUGCCUUCCGUUUCUCCGAAUAGCCUCUCUUCUGAAAUACCAUCUUUACCAGCAGCCGCUUCCAGAUAUUCGAGGUAGUGAGAAUGAAUUCGUUCGUUUGGUGUACUAUCUGGAACUCGUUACCGAGUCGAUGGACUGGGAUUGCUUCAAUGCCGCAGUGGCUCUCAAUUGGCCCCAAAACACUUCAAUGUCAACUGCCUCACCUCAGUCCUGGUGUGAUCAGAUGGCAGCCUUCAUAAGCAAGAGUCAGAUUGCCGCAAGGAGUUUUCUGGUAGAUCAGCAUAUUUUGUGGAACCCUCCCAAGUUGUUGGAACUACCAAGAGAGUAUGAAAAAAUAUUUACGUAUUAUCAUGAAAGACCAUGCAGCCAGUGUCAGUCAGUGGCACAAGAAACAAGCAUAUGUUUAUUGUGUGGAGCCAUCGUGUGCCUCAAACAAAAUUGUUGCAAACAGCAAAACGUUUGCGAGGCAGUGGCUCAUGCUGCGGAAUGUGGUGCUGGAACUGGCGUUUUUCUAGUCGUCACUUCAACAUAUAUAAUUGUUAUUCGAGGACUUAGGGCUUGUCUUUGGGGAUCCCUGUAUCUCGACGAUUUUGCUGAAGAAGAUAGAGAUUUGAAACGAGGAAAACCUUUAUACCUUUGCAAAGAAAGGUACCAGCUUCUAGAACAGCAAUGGUUGGCUCAUAGGUUUGAUCAUACUAAAAAGACAUGGGUGCAGCAUCGAAAUGCCCUUUAGGAUUCUUUCAAGUAGAUUUUACCUUAUAUUGCAAUACUGAAUAUACUACCUAACAGUCUGAAUGGGUCCGCGUAAAAAAUAAUAAAUUUGAGUUGGAAAUUUGGAAUUAUAAUUGAAAAAUUUUUUCAUUCAUGUAUUAUUGUGUAGAAUGCAAAUGAUCUACUUCAGAAUGUUUGUAGUAUAUUCUAUUUAUGUACAUCUGUUAUUUUAUGAGCUGUGAUAAGUCAAGAAUCCCUUAACAGAUUGAUAUUAAGUAAACUAUUUAAUUCCCAUUUAAUUUCAUUCUUGUUUUUUUUUUUAAUUAUCAAUAUCUGUAUAUUUUCAAUGAUUAUUAUUCUAGUCUAUCCGUUUGUGACUAUCAAUUAAUAAUGUGUCCUAUUUUAUUUAGAGAUCAACAAUAUGCAUAUUCUAAUUUUCAUAAAGAAGUUUUAAUCGGGGUUUCUUUUCAAGUAAUUUUUUUUUAUUUUAUUGCUCUCAGGAAAUAUUUUUCUAUAAAUUGAAAAUAUUUUUUUUGGUUAUAAGGUAAAAUUGCAUAUAUUUCGAGGUAUACUCAUAUGUAUAUAUAUUGGUAUUUUAUCAACUUUUUCACAUAUGUAUUGUUUUUUCCAUGUUUGUUUUUUCUUUGAGAAAUUUUUGUAUGUAUCAUUUUUAAUUGUGAUGUAUUGAAUUUAAAUUUCUCUUAAAACUCGGAUGUAAUUAAAAUUGGUAUAUAAUGAAAAACAGGAUUGUGAUAUCUUUAAAACUGGCUAAUAUGAAUGACUCAUUAAACAUGGAGAUACGAUAGGAAUGAACAAAAUCUGUAAAAUUUCUUUAAAAAAUAUUGUGUUGCUUCAGAUGAUUAGUUGAAUAUAUUACUUCUUAGACAUGUAGUUCACAAAUAUUCAUGUUUCUCGAGCAAAACUUUAUAUCUUCUCGCAAAGUUGUGUUGGUGCUUGCCGCAAAUGUGAAAAAUGUCAGGUCUGUUCUAUUCAAAAUCAUAAUUGCCUGCCAGGUUUGUUGAUAAAUAUUUCACUUUAUUGAGAAAAAUGGUUGAUGACCAAACGAUUAUGUAUAUUGUUUAGAUUUAUGCUACUAGAUCACUGUAAAUGAAAUAAAAAGUCAUAAUCCUUCA
This is a messenger RNA of Leptinotarsa decemlineata (Colorado potato beetle), 4636 nucleotides long. It is a transcript of the gene Ubr3, whose product is annotated as Ubr3 ubiquitin ligase. NCBI's taxonomy places the organism in Eukaryota, Metazoa, Arthropoda, Insecta, Coleoptera, Chrysomelidae. Gene Ontology annotation, cellular component: cytoplasm; ubiquitin ligase complex. The record is from RefSeq and is a predicted model, not a curated record. Gene Ontology annotation, molecular function: ubiquitin protein ligase activity; zinc ion binding. Gene Ontology annotation, biological process: ubiquitin-dependent protein catabolic process via the N-end rule pathway; protein ubiquitination.